GAGAGAUCAGAGAAGGAGAGAUGCAAGUGUUUAUGGACAGCUGGGCGAAAUUACUUUCUUAAUAGAAAAAGGAUAUGGACGAGGAAUUAACUGAUGGCUAUAGUGCGCCCUGUGAGCGGUGUGCUGCAGUGGAAUGGGGCGUGUCCGACACUGGGCAGUUUUAUUGCAAGUCCUGUCAUAACGUAAUCGAGAGGGUACAGGAAGUUGAUGACGCGUCAACAGUGUUUUCCGGCGGUAGCGUCCGUGCCAUUUCACAAGGUUCAAAGAGGAAAAGAGAAGAGCGUAAGAGAGACUGGCUGCUCAUCGAGGGCUUUCAGUUUGUGCUCAUGCACCAAGCUGACUCUUUGCUGGCUCUAGGGGUCUGUGCACAGUUUAAGGAUGAUGUUCUGUGGAAUUUAUGGCAGCGGUACCUCCAGAAGACAAAACAAGCCUAUACCGAUAAGCCAGUCUGCUUGGGGAAAGUAUCUGCUGCGUCAAAGGAGGCGGACAGGGACUCUGUGGUGGAGUCGGCGAGCCUGGAUGGCUCUCAUCUGAGCGGGCCGAGCCACGACUCAGAGGCCGAGCUGAGUCUCGGAUCGAGCGCCGGCCUCUCUGAUAAUGAAACGCUGGACUCCAGCUCGGUGUAUGGUCGGGGCUCUGCAGGUCAUCGUGGCGGCCGGAGGCAUCUGCACCUGUUGGGCAUGCCCAGCACCCUGGCCCUGUGCCACCUGGCUCUGCUGUGGGCACGCGAGGCCAUCACGCUCGCCGACCUGCUCAGAUUUGCGUCUGACAAGCAUAUUCCCUAUCUUCAUGUCCAUGAUGUCUUCCCUGACGAGAUGAGGGUGAACGACAAAGACUGUGCCGUCUUUUACGUGGGGUCUUUGCCCUCGUACCGCCACGUGCAGGAGGAGGCCGUGUGGCUGGCGGAGCUGAUGGAGCUCCCAGCCUUCCCCUCAGUCACCCUGGACUGCAUGCUGCACCCCGCCCUGCUCAGCCUCCGCUACCUCCACGAUGCUAACCUGCCCGACAUGAUGCACGACUGGGUGUGUCGGGUGAUGGAAGUGUCAGGCUUGGACAAAGACAUGGCUCUGACUUUCAACCCAGCGUCGAAGGUCAAGAGAGUGCGGCUGCUGAGUUACGACCUGCAGGCCUGCGCGCUCAUCAUCGUGGCCAUGAAGCUGCUCUUCAGACUGGACGAUGAGGACGAGGGGGUAUGGUCUGAAAACUGCGGCAGUGACAAUUCAGUCAACAUGGCAGAUCAAGGGCUCUUCAGUUUGUGGUUGUGGUACGAGACCUUGGAGAAAGCCCUGGAGAAAGCCAAAAAGAGAGAGAAAUAUCUCACUGCAAGUAAAACCUGGAAGUCCUCCAACACCUUGAUUUUCAACAAGAAGCGCAGAUAUGAGAUCCUCAGGCACAGACGUUUGGCGGAGCACCUAAAAAGCUCCUUCCAGAAGCUCUCUGGCCUCCCCCCAGAGUCGGCCCCUCCGCAGCCCUCCAGUUUCGUUUUCCGCUGGGGGGAAGGGCAGGGCUCGCACGGCCCCAGCUUCCACGAUACCAGGCUGGACCACCUCACCAAGGAGGAAUCGGAUGCCAGACUAACGCCUGCCAACGAGAAGUACUGGCAUCCGACUCUGAAACGCUGUAAAGACACGUGCCCAGACCACUACUCAGAGGUGGAGGCCACCCUGCCCAGGAUGUACGUCUGGCUCCUGGGCCUCUUCUCCUUCCUGCUCCGGGUCAAACCCUCCUGGUUGCACCUGGAGGUGCUCAGAGUGGAGCGCAGCUUCAUGAAGAGCAAGAAACGGAAAAAGAAGAAGAAGAAGAAGGAAGAGGAGGUGGUGGAGGAGAAAAAAACUGGGCCAAAGAAGAAGAAGAAGAAAAAGAGCAAAAGAGAGAUACAGAAGAAAGACAUUGACAAACAGAAAAAGAAUGAUAAAGAGGGGAAAGAAACAGGCAGUCAAAACAAGGACAAGAAUCAGGACAAGAGCAAAAGAAAGAAACAGGAGGAAGAAACAGUCAAAGGGAAACAGAGAAAGAAUGAGAGAGAGAGGAAGGAUACUGACAUGAGAAGUGGACUGAAGACAAAGAAAAACAAAAACGAUCAAAGGAGCAAAUAACUGUCAAGAAAGCCCUUACACUGAUGAAGGCUGAUUUAUUUUUUUUAUUUUUUUUUAAACAAAACUUGGAAGUGUCAGUUGCUGGGGCUUGUUGUGUCAUCACUUACAGGGAGCAAGGCGUGUCCGAACAUGUCAGCUUUAUAAACUUUUUUCUGUUUGGAUUGUGUUUUCACUCAUGGUGAUCUCUGAGCAUCUGUGGACUAUUUUUUUUCACAUGACGGUAUAUAUAUAUUUUUUUAAUUCUACGAACCCAUGGCAAAAUUGACUUUCAAUUUCAUGUAGCCUAAUGAACAAAGUAUUCAAAAAUAAUGGGGCGGAAAAAAUAAUUCAUUCAUUUCAUUCAAUAAACCAGAAUAAUGUUUCAAUAAAUUCAUUGGUGGUGAAAACACUGACUCUCUGAACCUGUCCAGUUCCCU
Engraulis encrasicolus (European anchovy) is the source of this 2512-nucleotide messenger RNA. It is a transcript of the gene taf1b, whose product is annotated as TATA box binding protein (Tbp)-associated factor, RNA polymerase I, B. The record is from RefSeq and is a predicted model, not a curated record. Gene Ontology annotation, biological process: RNA polymerase I preinitiation complex assembly; nucleolar large rRNA transcription by RNA polymerase I. Gene Ontology annotation, molecular function: RNA polymerase I core promoter sequence-specific DNA binding. Gene Ontology annotation, cellular component: RNA polymerase I core factor complex; RNA polymerase transcription factor SL1 complex. The transcript is spliced from 15 exons. NCBI's taxonomy places the organism in Eukaryota, Metazoa, Chordata, Actinopteri, Clupeiformes, Engraulidae. Bases 75 to 2096 code for a protein of 673 amino acids.